AUGCCUGGUCGCUCUGCUCCCCGUGCCAGCACGGCAGAAGUCAUGAGUGCACCACUCGAACUCCCUCCCUAUGAGCCUCAGAUAGCACCCCUCACAGCCAACGCAAAACUCAAGGUUGAUUCAGUGAUUAAAUCCUUACACUCGCGCCAUUUAAAGAUCCAUCUGAACCAUGCAGCCGGUGCGCUGUCAGAGACUGUCGGGGACACCAACGAUAGGUUAACAGAGGCAAAGACCCGCUUAGAGAAAGUAAAGAGGCGGAGGCGAGAGAAGGAGGAAAAGCGAUUGAGGGAAGUGGGAGAGGAAGGCAAUGGGCAAGAAAAAGAACUAAAUGAAGGAGAAAGGGAUAAUGCCGAACGAGAAUCAGAGACUAUUGCAGAGAGAGAGGAGAAGCUAGCUCGGUUUGAGCAGCUGGUUAAGGGGACCACACGAAAGCUGGAAAGGGGGAUGCGGAGCAUUGUUGACUGUGAGGUACAGGUUGAUAAUAUGCUGGAUAUUUUGACAGAGCUGCUGGAGAGCAAUCCGACGGAGACACAGAGAGAACCACAAUUGAGAGCUCGGCGCUUGCGAAGGAACCGGGAUGAAGAUGAAGAUACCAAUAUGGAUGAUGAAGAAGGGGAUAUGGAAGCAGAACCACCUGCAGCAGUGGAAGUUAUACCGGCAUCUCGUACGAUUGUGGAGGGAUUAGCAGAGAAGAAUAGAGAAUGGGAGGCGUUAUCCCUUGUGCAGAGAUACGGCACCAAUAACAGCUACAAACAAUUCUACCGCGUUCUUCACGAAUCUAAGCACUCUGGCGUUGAGGUUCCCCCUUUGCCACCUCCAUCUGUCUGGUUUCAAUCUUCCGAUACCUCACGAGAACCCGGUAGCCAGAGAAGAAAGCGUAAAAGGAAGCAUACCGUCCCUGCCCAUGGCGUUGACGGUACUGUUGAUGAAGAUGGCGCCGAUGAGGACGACCAACAGGCCCUAUCUCCGCGUUAUGAUGACGGAGAAGAGCGAGACCAAGAGGACGAGGAUGAGGCAGAUGAGGAAGAUGAAGAACCUACCCAAGAGGCCACACAGGACGCACGCUCAGACGACGAAAUAGCGGUUAGGUCCGAGAAGUUCUCCAUCACCUGUCCACUGACUCUACAGCUCUUCAAAGACCCGGUCAGCAGCACCAAAUGCCCACACAGCUUUGAACGGUCUGCUAUUGAGACCAUGAUAAGCCGCAGUCGUCAGAAUACGUUUGUACCAGAGUCUAGUAGCAGUUCCCGAGGGCGAAACAUGCGCUACGUUAAGUGUCCUGUUUGCAACGUGUCGAUUACUCUUAGGGAUCUAAGGACGGAUCCGGUAUUAGUACGAAGGGUGAAGAAGGCUGGACGUAUAGCUGCUGAGGAGGAAGAGAGCGAUGACGACGAUGCAGAAGGCCAUGAGGAUGUGGAGAUGGGCGAUGAUAGUGUCAUGGUGAAUGGGAGCAGGGCAGCUAGAGGGGGAAGGGAGGUAGUGGUAAAGAGCGAGAGAGUGAGGUCACCGUCUCGUAUUCCCGAUACACAGAUAGACGACUGA
Molecule: messenger RNA, 1542 nt
Organism: Microsporum canis CBS 113480
Lineage: Eukaryota; Fungi; Ascomycota; Eurotiomycetes; Onygenales; Arthrodermataceae
Exons: 2
Coding region: 1-1542 (513 amino acids)
Biological process (GO): double-strand break repair via homologous recombination; protein sumoylation
Cellular component (GO): Smc5-Smc6 complex; nucleus
Molecular function (GO): SUMO ligase activity; zinc ion binding
Source: RefSeq, a predicted model, not a curated record